GAAUGAUGCGGCGGUUCAGAGCAACGAGGUUAGGGAGGGAGCUAGUGCUUGUGUGGCGUCCACGUCCAAGGCGAGAAAUAGUAGAAUGCAAUGGAGAGGCAGAGGAGAUGGUAGCGGUUGGACGGUGAGAAGUAAGUUUUGUACCAGUGGACAGAGAGCGGUAGAGACAGGAUCUGUGGCCCAACCAUUUUUACUUGGCGUCUGGAUGCAGGUUCGGGUGGGGAUGCAGCUCCUUCUGAAACCGACUGAAUAUGACACAGAUGAGAUCCGAGGAAUUGUUCAGGUGGUUGUAGUGACGUGAUGUGAAUGCGAUUGUACGAUUGUUGACAGAGCGCAGCGAGGUUCCAGCACUUGUGACAAUUCUUGCUAAGCCCUGGGCCCAGGGAGUCGUCGGGCAGACAGGGCAGAGUAGUGAAGAAUUGGCUAUUUGUGCUUGCUUCCUGUGUGAGAGCCAGUGUGAGAGUGUGCCUUCGCGCCUCGAGUGAGGCCUUCAUUCUGCGCGUUGUAGCUUGGAGUGAAUCUUACAAGUGGAACUUGAAAAAAGGCAUUUGUGUAGCGAUAGCUGUAGGUGCGAGAGGAAGGCAGAGAUGGCUGUCGGAGUCCUUGCCUUGCAGGGCUCUUUCAAGGAGCACAUUGUUGCCUUGAGAAAGCUCGGAGUGGAUGCCGUGGAAGUUAGGAAGCCGGAGCAGUUGAGUGGUCUGUCAGGCUUAAUUAUUCCCGGUGGAGAGAGCACUACUAUGGCCAAGCUCGCCGAGCAGUAUAAGCUUAUUCCAGCUUUGAAAGACUUUGGGAUCAGCGGAAAGCCAAUCUGGGGCACAUGUGCGGGUCUUAUUUUCUUGGCAGACAAAGCUGUUGGUCAAAAGAUCGGAGGUCAGGCACUUCUUGGAGGGUUGGACUGUACGGUUCAUCGGAAUUAUUUUGGAAGUCAGUUGAACAGUUUUGAGACAGAAUUGCCUGCUCCUCCAGCUCUUGCGGAGAUUGGAGGCUCCGAAAACUUUCGUGCAGUAUUUAUUCGAGCGCCAGCCAUUGUCGAUGCUGGCCCAAAUGUAGAAGUUCUGGCUGCGCUUGACGUACCAUCAGGAGAAUCUGGAGCAUCAUCACCGGGAAAUGAGGCAGAAGAGAAAGGACAGAAAGUAAUUGUAGCAGUGCGACAGGGCAAUCUCCUUGCCACAGCCUUCCAUCCCGAACUCACUGGCGACACUCGCUGGCAUAGCUUAUUUUUGAAAAUGGUUCCAAAGGGUGGGAAAGCGGAUGUUCCAGUGAAAGCAGUGGAAGAAUCAGCUAGCUUGAUCCGGCCGUUCACAGACCCCAAGGAUCUUCCCGUUUUUAGGGACGCAUCUUUUUUGGUUUUUGAGUGAGGAGGUCACUUUUAAGUAACUUUCCGUAAGGACGUUACAAUGGGUGUUGUACUUCUAAUUAGACAUCAUUCUUUCUGUAUCUAUCAAUCUUGCCUUAAUAAAAGAAGGCGGGGCAUUCUUUUCA
This is a messenger RNA of Marchantia polymorpha subsp. ruderalis, 1482 nucleotides long. The record is from the annotation of a GenBank genome assembly. NCBI's taxonomy places the organism in Eukaryota, Viridiplantae, Streptophyta, Marchantiopsida, Marchantiales, Marchantiaceae.